Molecule: messenger RNA, 17513 nt
Organism: Mytilus californianus (California mussel)
Lineage: Eukaryota; Metazoa; Mollusca; Bivalvia; Mytilida; Mytilidae
Product: E3 ubiquitin-protein ligase rnf213-alpha-like
Exons: 2
Coding region: 28-11868 (3946 amino acids)
Molecular function (GO): ATP hydrolysis activity; ubiquitin-protein transferase activity; ATP binding
Source: RefSeq, a predicted model, not a curated record
GUUACCAUUCUCAAAACUACCCUUGAUAUGACAGACAUAACAGAAGGUGAAUACUUUGAAAAAGUUUUCACCAAAGUGAUGGACAAAAGCAAAUUUUGGUUUCAAAUAUUAAGUCUUUUUGGAAGAAAAAGCGAAGAAAUUAAAAAACAUCCAAAAGUGAGGUUAGCAGAGGAUUCAUUACUAAAAACAAUUGCAGUAAUAAAAGCUAACACAAUUUCAUGUCAGUAUUUAAUUUAUCUCAAAACAAAAGAAAUUGAAGUAAAAAGGGUGUUAUCAACAGUUGUAGAUGUAAAGAGUAUAGAAAUGGCAUGGGAUAAUUGUAAACAAAAACUUACGAAUUACCAAAAGAACUUGAAAUUAGUCGGGGACAUUUUCAAACAAAUGCAAGGACAUAACAUCUGGGAACUCCGACCUUUAAUUAAGGAAGUGUUGGAGUAUGUUUCAAAGAAAACACACGAACUUGCCCAUGGAUCGCUCACUGUGGAUGAGUUUUAUAUGUCAACUUCUGAUUUCUCUAUAAUUGAGGAAGUAGCAAUAUGCUGUAAAAAUAUUCAGCAAGCAAUUCAGUCAAAAAUAUUUUGGAAUAUCGUCAGCAAUUUCUUUCUGAAUGCCAGUGAGAAACAAGUCCCAGUUGCUGCAGAAAAACAAGUACCAGUUGAAGACGAGAAACAAGUCCCAAUUGCAGACGCUGGCGCUUACGAUGAGAUAUCUCUUCCAGUACUAUUUGGUCAUGUAAAAGCUGAUUUUAAUUUUGAACAAAUUGACAAACUAAAAAACGUAAUGCAAGUAGUUUCAAUGUUAGGGGAAGAAUGUUUAGAACGAUACCAAGAAAUAUGGCUCGACUGCAGAGAUGGCAGAGAUCAGAAAAUUAUUGAACUCCAUAAAAUAAUUGAUGGAAUUGAAAACAUGGAGACUGAAAUCGAUAUAGGAGAGAAAAUAACCAAUGUACACCUCCAGCAAACAUCUAGGUGUAGCCUUGUUUGUUUUUCAAAUAUCCGACAGUACACAGAAACGGUACAAACAAUCAAAGCUGCUACCUUAGCUUUUAAUUUUUGUAACCAAGAAGGUUCAAAGUACUUUGACACAAUAAAGAAAUUCGAAAACAUUUUAAAUGGUGAUUUAGAGGAUGUUACUCUAAAUGAGAUAUCACCAUUACUUGAUGAGAUACAGUCUAUUCAUGCAGUUAUAAAAGUUGAAACUAGGGAUAUUCUUCAAACCCUUGAAAACUCAACAUCAUUACUUGACUUCCUGAGAGAAUUAAUUGACGAAGACAUUCGUAAUCUGAUCGAUGCUGUUGAGGAACAUUCGGAACAGUAUGUUCGAGAAUCAACUGUUUCUGAUUUAAUUGAGGUAAAACGAUUUUUUCAACCAAUUCUCAAAGGAGAUUUUCAGAUUGACAUCUCAGGGUUGUUUGAAAAACUGCAAAGCCAAACAACAGAUACAGGUAUUCAAAAUGUUGCUGAAAAGAUUGUUGUUUGUAGAGACAAUCUCCAUUCUUUAAUUGCAUUGUACAGAAAUGUUGCAAACAGAGGUGAACGUACAGUUGAAGUUAUCGAUAACAUUGUCAAGAACGGAAUUAUUUUCUUCUCAUUGCAUCAGAAGAACUGCAUAGUUUCUGUGAAAUAUAAACAGAAUGAAAAAAAACAUAAGCACAGCAACGCGGAUUUGAGCGACCUGCGUAGUCGAGCACUCCUGUUGAUGAACGCAGAAGAAAAAGAUAGAACCAAGAAAAGUACAAGAAAAGAACAACUUCAAAUAUUUGUUAACCUUGUUGAUCAAUCAUUUGAAAUAGCCCAUCUUUGUAUGCGACUUAAGGAAUCAGGUCAUUUUGAAUUUUCUAGCUACGACAAAACCUGCAAAAAGGAUGAUAUGUUAUCAUUAAUAAAUAGGCUUCAGAAUCAGUUUGACAGUUGGAUGUCUGAAAUAAAUGACUGUCGAAAUAGAUAUUACUAUAUGAAUUUCCUAUACUCAAACCAGUUGUACGAAUUAUAUCGCUAUCUACAUGGUGAUGCAAAAAACGAAGAUAUCGUUGCAGCAAUUUUGAAAUUUAUAAACCCAGUAACUAAAAGUUUGGAAGAUAUGGCAGAAAUUUAUCGUACUUUACCUUCUCUAGAUAGUCAGAAAGAUAUACUUGAAAAUAUCGGGAAAACAUUAGACUUUUUAUUUUCUGAUUUAACUUCGCCAAGCAAAAUUUCAGUUACCACGUCUGGGUAUAUCAAAAUGGUUGAUAAAGUGCAGCCUGGAAAACCAUAUAUGACGUCACUGGAGGAGGAUAGUCCUCUGGUUAUCAGAACGCUUUUAGCACUUUAUAUAAAUACCACAAAUACGUUUCCCGAGGCACAUCAAAUAUUAUUCUGUCGUAAGGAUACCACAUUUGAUGAGAUAAAGUUGUUAUUACAACGUUGUAUUCUGAAAGAGGAUGAAGGACCAAAGGCUUUAUUUGCUAUAGCAAAUAUAGAAAAACUCCAAGGAGAUAUUCAAUUUUUGCUCCAUGACGAAAUUAGAAAAUUACCACCUGGAAAAUAUUUGCUAUGCUUUUUGUGUAGAGGACAUUCAAACCAUCCAUUUUUAGAUCAGUUUUCAGACUUGCUUCAGAAACCACCUCCAAUGUCAGAGUUGAAACUUAAGGAAUACUUUAAACAAUAUUGGUCACACAUAUCUGUCGUUACCUCUGAAGUUCCAGGAUUAGGAAAAAGUGAAUAUAUUCAAAGUUCAGCUAUCAAAGAAAAAACCAGAUCUACUUGCAUACAUAUCAGCGGCCCAAUGAAUAGGUUACUUAUCAUUGAGGAAUUAAUGAAACUAUGUAUAAAACCAUACAAUGUCUUGCAUGUUGAUAUAGGAACCAUCCAUGACCCAUAUGAACUGGAUCUGUUUUUAUUUGAGCUUAUUGUACUGAGACAUGUUUCAGUAGGAUCUACCGCUUACGCACUAGAAUGUGAAAAAAUGUUCAUUGAAAUCGCCAACACAGUCAAAGACACGUUAAGAAAUUCUCUACCAGUUGUAACUUGUUUUCAGCGGAAACACAUCGAAUGGGAUAAUUAUAAUGACCUGAAAAUAAGUUCAGAGAUAAACAGUCCUGUUCAAGUUGUCUGUCAUUAUUUGAAAGCAAUGGACACUGCAACUUUAGAUGUAAAAGAUCUAUACUUCACAGGUCAAAACAAGUUAGCACCGCUUCCGUAUACUGAAUGCAGGAGUCUUUUGCGGUUACAUUUCUCAGCAUCAGGAGACAUGUCGUACACAUUAGUUAAUAUUUUUAUCCGUGUACUGGCAGAUCAACUUAAAAAACUUUCGGCAAGUGUGUUUUUCAGAACUUCAACUUUAAAUGCCAUGCUUGGAGAUGAACAAUCCUCUGUGAAAUCGGAUCUUUUCACGGCAUUGAUGAAUACUUCUCGAGAAUUUUCUGCAAGAUCUGUACACACAUGCCGAUCCACCCAAGCAGCAACUAUUGUUGAUGUCGGUUCAAAAGAUAUCUCGGAAGUUUUGGCUGAACGUGUAGCUGGAAUGAUUAGAUGGGAAGACAGUAAUCAUUUAGUCAUUUUGUUUCACCAAAAUGUCCAAACGGUGUCAGCUUUAUAUAGAAAUUUGAAAGACGUACCAAAGCCAAUUGAUUAUUUAUUCAAGAGACAAGGCAGCAAUUUGGAUGAUUUUAAUGAAAAGUCUACUUUAGAGUUAGAAGAAAUUCUUCUGUUGCUCUCGAGACGAUUUACGACGACAAUUUCAAAGAAUCAACUGUGUGUACUGCGACAAGAAUAUGCUUUAACACCAGAUAAUUUACUAAAAAUGAUUUUAAUAUCUCUGAGAGUCAACACUAGACUUCCAAUUUUAAUUAUGGGCGAAACAGGUUGUGGUAAAACAUCACUUAUUCGCUAUCUAGCAAAUAUAUGUGGAGUAGCGUUUGAGGUAUUUUCAAUUCAUGCUGGUACAGACGAGCAUCAAAUUAAAGAAAGAAUAAAGGAAGCAAGCCAAAAUGCUAGAAAACUCACUAAGAAUCAAUAUUGGUUGUUCUUAGAUGAAAUAAAUACAUGUGACCACCUAGGACUUAUUACAAGUGCAAUUUGUCAUCGUUUUUGCCAGGGCAUACAAAUGCCACCAAAUUUAAUUCUUCUGGCAGCAUGCAACCCAUACAGACUGAGAAAGACGGAUGCGAUCAUGACAGCAGGUUUGCAAGGACUUAAGAUUAAAACAGACGAACUUUCUCGUCUUGUUUACAGAGUACAUCCUUUACCAGAAACUCUCAUAGAUUAUGUCUGGGACUAUGGAAGUCUUAGUGAGUUAGAUGAAAAGUCAUACAUAUUUAAAAUGAUAAGCUCUUUAUUUCACAAGGACUGGUUUACAGAAUUAUUUGCAUGCCUCCUGGAUAUGUCACAAAAGUUUGUGAGAUCAGCAGAAAUUAAUGAAUAUUGUGUAAGUUUGCGAGAUGUUGACCGUUGCCGGCGCCUUGUAAAAUGGUUUGAUGAAUUUCUGGAAAAGAAAGAUUCAUGUCAAUAUUCACGCAACAAUGAAGGCAUACGAAUAAGAAACAUAAAGGCAAUCAUUUUGGGCUUAGCAGUUUGUUAUCACAGUCGUUUUCCGAUAGGUUCAGUUCGAUGCACGUAUAGAAAGGGCAUAAGCGAUAUCUUGUCGUCACGUGGAUUUAAAUUUUCUGAAGCAGAUAUUUUAAAUAUCGUUUUAAAGGAACAAGAAGAUAUUUUGCAUAGAAUGACAGACCUUCCAGAAGGAACUGCUUUAAACACUGCUUUACAAGAAAAUGUUUUCAUGUUAUUAGUUUGUAUACUGAGCAAAAUACCAAUUUUUCUUGUUGGAAAGCCCGGAUGCAGCAAAUCAUUGUCUAUGCAGCUAAUCCGGAGCAAUUUACGCGGCAAAGACUCAACAGAUGUGUUGUUUAAAGGUAUGCCACAGUUAUUUUGCGUUUCAUUUCAAGGCUCAGAAUCAUCAACAUCUGAUGGAAUUAUCAAAGUGUUUGAGAAAGCUGAAAAAUACCAGCUGCAUAAUGACGAAAAAGAUGUCUUAUCUGUCGUUAUCCUAGAUGAAAUAGGGCUUGCAGAAAUAUCUCGAUUUAAUCCAUUAAAAGUUCUGCAUGGAUUGAUAGAACCUGCAAAUGGUAAAGAUUUAAACAUCGCAGUGGUUGGAAUAUCAAACUGGGCAUUGGACGCCGCUAAAAUGAACAGAGCAAUUCAUCUUUCACGACCGGACAUGGAUCUUCAAGAGUUAAAGUAUACCGGAAAAUCUAUCAGUUCAAGCAUUAUGAAAAAAAAGAAACAGAUGAAAGUCGGUAAUAUCAAUUUACAAAGUAAUGAUAAAAAGCAUUCACUAUGGGAGGAAAAACUAAACAAACUAUUGGAAGGACUUGCUGAAGGAUAUUAUGAAUAUUGUUCCAAAGAGAAACGAUACCAACAUUUUCACGGUCUUAGAGACUUUUAUUCCCUUAUAAAAUAUGUGGGGCGCAAAAUAGAUGACAUCGGUCGCUGCGAUGAUGACGAUUUGUCCGAAAUAAUUUUAACAGGAAUAUUGAGAAACUUUGGGGGUCUUCCAACUGAGCAGCAAUAUAUAAUUAAUACAUUUCAAAAAUACAUUCCUGAAAUUAAACCACAACAUAUACCAGUCAUGAAAUUAAUAACUGAAAAUAUGAACGACAAGGCAUGUCGACACCUUAUGUUGAUAACGAAUGGAGAUACUGUUAUAAGCGUUUUGGAAAGGGAAUUAACCAGUAUGAACUUGCCAUUCGAAAUCAUUUUUGGAAGUAGCUUUGAAGAAGAUUUGAGCGAUGAUUAUAAUUACAGGAUUUUGAGCAGAAUCAUUCUAUGUAUGGAACAAGGGAUGGUGCUCAUUUUAAAAGAUCUUGAAUCAAUAUAUGGUAGUCUUUAUGACAUGCUAAAUCAAAAUUACACCAUAGUGGGCAAAAAGAAGAAUUGUCGAGUAGCAUUAGGACAUUACAGUAACCCUAUGUGUCAUGUUCACGACAGCUUUAAAUGUAUAGUUCUAGUUGAGGAGACCAAAUUAGAUUAUUCUGACCCACCUUUCCUUAACCGAUUUGAGAAACAACAAUUCAAGUUUUCGGACUUACUCGAAAAUGAUACUUUUCAGAAGGUUGUAGAUGAACUUUCGAAUAAUGUGUCAGAUCUGUGUCAAAUACCAUAUCAUGAGUUCUCUCCCAGUGAUAUCAUUCCUUUGUUUAGCAGAGAUUUUUUGGUAUCACUAGUUGUUCAUUGCAAACAAAUAACAUCGUCGGAUAUCGCUACGGAUGAAAAUUUGAGAACAAAUGCGUUUAAAUCCUUAUUAUGGCUUAUUCCUCCCGAAGUUAUUAUUCGAGGAAAGGAUAGUGUUUUUGCGGAAAAACAUCCAUUUCUGUUUUCAGAUUCGACUAACCAAUUCUUGUCACUUCCUUUACAUGAUGGAAUCAAACACUAUUUCGAGAACACGAAUUUUCCUAGUCAAAACAGCAGCUUGUUUUGCAUUUUCACUUACUCGAGUAUUCAUUCCAACAUUCCGAACAAGUUUGAAUCAAAAAGGAUACAAAGAGACAAAUUAGCAGUUUUCAAAUCUGAAAAGCAAUUUUCAUCGAGAGUUGAAGACUUUUUUCAUUCAAGUGACGAUCUAUUGAUACUUCAAUGUCUGUAUUCAAGUGAUUGGCAACAUAUACUUUUGGCUAAAGUAAUCAUCGAGAAAUAUCUACGAGAGUUAAAACGACAAAAGGAUGCACCUGAAACUAUAGAGAAGAAAGUAUGCAUGGUUGUCCAUUUAGAAAGAUUUGUGAGCUGUGAUGUACCUUUAAAUUUCUUAUCUGGCUGGAACCUGCUCUUUUUAGACACUAUUGCAAAGCCAGAGUCUAAUUUGCCGCAUUUCUACAACAAUACAAAACUCCAAAUCGUCAAAACAAAAGAUCUGAAGAAUUUCAUUAAUGAAUCAUUAUUUUGGGCAUUAUCAAGAAUACAAUUUACAUCAAAACAAAAUUCGCUAUUAAAUCUGGAAGAAGUUCUAAGUUCGAUGCAUUCGUGUGGUUUUGCAAUAGAAGUUAUAAAAGAACUGAUCAUUACAUACAUUCAGUCAACUUAUCUGAAGACCGGCAAUUGGUGCAUUUGUGUAGCAAACGAUUCACAAGCAUUGCUUCAUUCUGCCACAUAUAUAAAUGCACUAGAAAAAAACAUUCAAGACAUCAUUAAAUCGCCACUCGCGAUGUACUUAUAUCAACUGAUGCAAUUAAAUCUGCUAAGUCCAGUUUUUGUUGAUGAUCAAUUCACAACUGAACGACAGCAAGUUUGGAGAAACUUUGUCCACUUUGAUGAAAAUCUUAACGUUGAGCAUAUACCAGAACCAACCGGGCCAGAGUGUUAUUCAUGUGAUACUAACUUUUUAAUCAUGAAAAUGCCAGGAAGUCGAAUGAUUAUGAAUCUCAUUGAAUUCAGGAGAGCUGAGUUUAUGGAUAUAGUAAGACAGCUUCGUGUAAAAACAGAAAUAAACACAGAUGAAGAAAUGCCUAUUGAUUUGUUUGAAAAUGCAUAUUCCGGUUGUGCUGACAUUAUCUGUCUAGAUGCAAUUAAAAUCAUUGCAGCUGUUAAUUAUGAAGGAUGCAAAAAUGAUUUUAUUCAUGACUUUUGUAACAUUCAGUCAUUUCAUUUAAUGGAAUCAAUGGCUGAAGACCGAAGAAUUUCCGUUUUUAAAUGGGCGUUGACAAACUAUCUUGAAAUUGAAGAUAUGCCCGAUGUCGAUUUUAAAACGUUAGCUGGAUCGUUGCACGCUUCCCUUUGGGUAUAUGGAUCAGCAAUAACAGCAAUCUGUCAAAUGGCUGAAUUAGCAAACAAUGCAAACGAUAUAACUUGGAAUUUUAUCGACGAUGGGAAAGAGUUUUUUAAUGUUUUCAUGAGGCAAGAACCAAAUGUUAAAUCCGAAAGUAUUGAAAGUGUCGAUGAAUGCGAAAUGGAAACAAAACACGUUGAUAUUUUAGAUGAAAAUCAACUUUGUUUAGGAGCAGAAGAAACAAUCCAUAACCUAAACAAUAUAAGUCAUGAAGAAAUUAGGGAUACUGUGACUGAACAUACGUUAUCAGAGGAGAAAAAUACAGAUCUUACGGAUUCAACAAGCAAUCCGUUACACAUUCCUUACACAGAUGCUAGUGUUAUGUUCGAUGAGAAAACAACGGACAUUUCUCAACUAGAGCAACAAAACAAUUCAUCAAAAUUUGAUAAAAGGAAGUUUGUUAAAUAUGUCUGUGCAUCAUUAAUUCCUCAGCAAAAUCUGUUGGAUAGAAUGUCACUUCAUGCUUGGUUAUUCUUGGUAAAACAAAUGCUACCACUAGCGUUCAUUGUUUCUUGUGAAACAGAAGAACUCGUUGCUGUUAAACUAUGUCAAGAAAUUUCUGAAACACUUUUGUCGAUAGAUGUGACUCCCACUGAUUAUAUCCUUAAAAUCGGAAAUAUAAUAUCAAAUUGCGAUGGAAAAAUUGACACCGAAGAAUUGUGUUGUUUCCUCUUUGAUGUUUUAUCCGACAUCAAAUGCAAAAACAAGGCUAACCCAUUUGUCUUGCAAAAGUUAUUCUGUUCGUACAUAGUCAGAUGUCUGGUUUCGAACUCUGAAAACGACGGACCAUUAAAUUUUGUCCUCGCAAAAGUCUCUAAAGGGGAUAUUUUUGAUAAACAGCUCAGUCAUUUUGGACAAAUCUUGAAAUUUGCAGUGAUGAUAGACGUUGAGGAGGAUGAGAAAAAUCCCUAUAUGGAUCUUCUUUCUGACAGCUUUGAAGAAGAAGAGGAUGUUUCUUUUGCAACGUGUUUUGAUGAAUAUCUCACUGCUUUAGACUUUUCAGAUGAAAAGAACAUGGCCUUUCCUAUAUUGCUUUCGGACGUGUUGGAGGAAUAUGCAGUAAAUCUUGAUGCUGAAAUGAUACGUAGCGUGAAUUCAAGUUCUUGUGAACUUCUUGGUUAUUUAUCAUAUGCUUUUCAAAAAGCCAGCGAAGGCAUCCUUUCUAUUCAAAGCGUCAUGGCCGUUGCAUUUUUAAGAAAAUUUUUGAAAACAUAUGCAGACAUAUUAAAGUCAAACAACUAUGAUACUUCAACAGUAGAAUUAUUGUCUGCUCAUGUAAAUUCUCUCCUGUGUAUAACAGAAGGAAAUACGUUCACCUACUUGCUGACCAGUGAGCUACUUCAUUUCAUUUUGAAAACAUUUGAAAAAAUAUCAGGUCAGGAAAACAUAGAGUAUAUUUGUUGCAGAAUAGGGCAAUCAAUACCAGCUUUACAUGCCGUUUCGUGGAAUACAGAUCGAGUAGGGAUGUAUCAAGUUUUCAAUCCGUUUUGCCAGUACGUCGAUCAAGAUCAGUAUUACAACUGCCUUACACAAGUGGCAACAAUUAAACAAAAUACUAAUAAACUUCUUGACAUUAUAUCUAAACCAUCUGAUAACACAUUUAUUUUGUUGUGUGUUAUUGCACAAAAGUUUUACAUGCAUAAAUGUUUAAAAGAGAGCACAGACAGUGAACAUGAACUAGCUUCUCGUCUUGGAUUAAUUUUUGAGAAAUCUAACUUUUCAUCUGAUAUGAAGUUGAUCUUUUCUCAUCUUUUAGGGGGAACACAAUUUAAACUUAACAUAUUUGAAUUAUCAGUCGCAGUUAUGCCUCCUAUUCCCCACAUGGUUUCAAUAAUGUUACAUAUGACUGGAGCAAUUGUGUCUGGUGGAUGCAAAGAAAACAUAUGGUAUAAACUACUCAAAGCCCCUAAAGAAUUCACAAAACUGUUCAUACCGUUGUUGGAUAUUUGUUCAUUACAUAAAAUGGAAGAUUGGUCCAAAAUUUUGACGAAAAUACAGCCAGUAAGCAUUAAUGUUCUACAGAUCCUUAUGUAUAGUUCAAUAAUAAGUUGUCUUGGCUUUGGAUUGGCAGAAGAAGAAAAUUUUAAGGAUUUCUUUAAAAUGUCAGGGGAAGUUGUUUUAAAAGCGGUUGGCGUAACACAGUUUCAAAAAAUGUCUGAAAUAAAAGUUUCUGAAAUUGUUGUCGAACAAUUAGUACAUUAUUGGCAAAAUCUGAAGAAUAUUUUGCAAUUAAGCUUUGGUGAUAUCUGCUUAUUACUUCACAGAAUUUUAUUUUUGUCAAAAGAUUUGUUAAUGGGAAAGAACAAAAUAUGUUUAUCUGAAAAUUGCAUCGAAGAUCUUCUGACAAGUCAUACACUUAUAAUUGAAAAGGUUCUUCGAAAUCGAAUAAUGCAUCUUCAAAACAUGAGACGUGCUGACUUUUCUUUUGAAACAGAUAAAAGCAAAUCGAUUGAAGACUGUGUUCUUGAAAUUGUUCCAUGUCAUUAUGAUGUUGACUUUUCAAAUGCCGUUUUGCUUUUUCGAUCACCUGCAUCACCUACCUUAGAUCUGCUUAUAACAGAUAUUGAAUUAAGAGAAAAUAAGUCAAUGUGUGGCUUGCUUGGUCUUGUACUGAAAAAUAUAAACAAACUAGCAUUGCCACAAAAUAUUAUGCCUCUAAUACGAUGGCAUUUAUGUGUGAUAACAUACGGUAGCUACAGAUAUAGGAAACUAGAAUUUAAGGAUAUGACUUGCGACAAAUUCAUUAGCGGAGAAACAGAUGAUACACGUCGUGACAUUUUACGAAAAGCAUUUGAUGAUUUCAUGGAAACUUGGAACAACAUAAAAUCGGUUGAAAAUAUAAAUAUGUUUGGUUCAAAUCAUACUAUAGAGAACAUAGAAUUAAUGUGUCCUACAGUCAAGAUGGGAGCCUGUGCUAUUCUUGAUGAUCAAUCUGUUUUAAAGAAAAUACUUAUUUCCUUAUGUGAAAUUCAAAAUACCAUUUUACAUGAAGCCACCUCUUCUUUGCCAAACAGUAAGAACUCAGAAACACUAAAUCAACCUGAAAUCAAAGAUAAAGCAAUAUCGUUGUUAGAUCUGAAAAGGAAAGAUCUCAUUACGUUUGAAUGGCAGGAUAAAUGGUUGCAGUAUUGUCAGUGUGAUACUAGUUAUGGUCUAGCACAAUCAAUUAGUUUUGAUUUGGAAAGAAUUGAAAAAGAGAUUAAGGCCGAAGUACUCGUAGGAAAAUCUGUAAUUCACAUUCCAACUAUACCAACAGUUAUGUUUACAGAUGAUUUAUAUCACAAUAGCGUCCAAUUGCUGAAAGCAAUAGAGUGCGAUAUUGAACAAGAUCGUCUAUCAAAUGAAGUAAAAAAGAAUAUUGAAAAAAAGAAAGAAACCGAUACAGCACUCAUUAGUAACCUUUUGACACAUAUUGGCAUGGUGCUUUCUUUAUUGAGAAAAAUUGGAGCUAAAUCAGAUGUGACUGCCGAUUUACCUAUCGUCGAUUAUCUAGAGCAAUAUAAAACUGUAACUGGGAUGGUGUCUGGCGUUUUUAGGAACAUAUUUCCAGAGGAUGUUAGAUUGUGUCAUAUUGUGGACAUGUAUAGGUGGUUGGAGGAAAUUAACGGAGACAUUGUUGUCGAUUCGUUAGAAUUGCAAUAUCGAAAACAGGUACGUAAAGAUGAUAGGGAUAGAUUAUCGACAGCUCAGGAAGACAACAUUAAAUACCUGGAAAAAUUAGAUCACACAUUGAAAGUAUUCGUCCAUAGAUGUCUGUCAUUAAAGGGCCAGGACAUACGAUUAGACCAGCCUUUAAUUGAUUACAUCUUAGAUGAGGAUCUUUGGUGGGAGGGUGAUUUGGUCAAAGGUCAAGUAAUGGUUGGUGAAAGUUCUAAGCCUUUAGAAGACAUUGUGUCUAGCCAGAUUCUGGUGGAGAACAUAUAUGAUAGUGUACAGCUAGUGAGGAAAGCCAUAGAGGCUUCAAAGUUGAAAGAUAUAAGAAUAGCAGAUAUAGCAUCGUCAUACAAAACUAACCGACCAAAAGAGCAACAAAAACGAAGAGGUCGAAAAACCAAAGGAACUUUCAGGUCAUAAGAAAACCAUUGCUCUAAAUAAUUAUACGUGUACUUUGUACUUUUGCGAGGAUCAACUUCAAAAUUAUACAGGUAAAAAUUCAUAUGCAUUACACAUAUUUGCAUUUGACUGAAUAAAAACAAAACGAUUUGUCAAAUAUGUGAAAUUUUAGUCUGUGUUAGAAAUAUUUUUGUAGACUACAUGUACUCAAUUUUUUAUUCCUUUGUCAUAUAGAUAACAAAUUGGGUAGCAUUUUAAAAAUAUUUGUUUACCCAUAUGUACAUAUUUUGUUCUGAUCAUUUCGAUGACCAUGUUAUUAUUAACGUGUUUAUUUUAUCUUACAUUAUAGAAUGCUUUUUUUUUAAUUCACCAUAUUAUAUGAGAAUCAACUUGUGUUUUUUAAUAUCAUGAUUUCUACAUAAAAACAAGUAAUUUCUAUUUGAUAGACUAUAUUUCUGACCAAAAAAAACUUUGAUUGUGUCAUUACAGUUGCCUGAUUGUCAUUUUAAAUAACCAUCAAUGUAAAAAAGAUUUGAUAAUAGCAUAGUUACUGUUAUAAAUAUUUGUUUACUUAUAUAUGAAUUUUACAAGUGUAACUUGCUUACGGUCCAGUGUUGAUUACUGCAUGCCUAUUCAGGAAAGGAAACUAUUCACAAUAAUAAUACAAUAUGUAGGUUCUGCUAGUUGUGACAAAUAUGUAAGGCGAUUAAUUUGGAAUGCCGCUGGAAAGUUAAUGGUAUUGAAAUGUAUAAUAACGGUAUAAUAUAAAUCUAUUCGUUGAAGCAUUUCAUUUUUUUUUUCAUUUACAAUUAUUUCUAAGAAUUGGAUUUGUUCGUAUCCCAAAAAUUAUUGAAAAUGAAAGUUUGAUAGUAAUAGUUCAUAAUAAAGUGUAUAAACUCAUGAUCGGUCAAUACUUUAAGUUAAUUUACUCAAACAGCAUUUAAGUAUUUCGAAAUAAUCCCAAAUUCAACACUGAAAUUGUAUGCAAUUCUUUUACUGGUUGCAAGUUUUCAUUUUCAUAAUUAACGCAUUGAAAUGAAUAUAGAUAUUAAACAACCCUAAAAUUUGUAUAAAAGAUAAAGUUUCAUAGAUAGCAACAGUGUGAGUCUAGUUAGUGAAUUUUAACAUGGAUUCAUUCUUCCUUCUUCCAAUGUAUAAUAACUAUAAUUGUGUGUAUUGUCAUCAUUAUCAUUAGUUGAUAUCACUGUUAGUAGUCAUAGUUCUAGAAUGAUUAGCAAGAACCAAGAACCAAGGCAAAACAAAACAGCUGUUUUCCAGAAGAUUGUCGUUUUAUUUAGUAUUAGUCAAUAUUUAUGUGUUUCAAGAAAGAUGGACGUUGUGUACAUAAUGUUAUACGUGAAUCAAAUGCAAGCAGACGAACACACUUAUAGGAUGUAAAUAGAUAAUCAAAUAUAAGCAGACGGUCAACAGAUCUGUCCUGUAAAAGUCACUUUAGAAAACUAAUUAAAAAUUGUUCUAUUGUUGUUUAAAUGUCUGCUAGUUUAUUAUUUAUUAUUACAAUUAGAUAUCAACAUGUCAUAAAGGCUGGAGAAUAUUAUUAAUAUUUUUCUUGGUUAUAUUUUUUAAAAACAAUAAUUAUUUAGGCUUAAUGAAUUAGUUAGUAUACCACAAAAAUAACAUCCCUGUUUUCAUUACUAUAUUAGUUUAUUAUAUAUAACAAAUGUAUGAGGAAUAUUGUACUUUUAUUUUCAAAUUUACAAAAAUACCACCUCCGCUAAAAUGAAAUAUCUAAAUAUAUGAUAUACUUAUAUAUAAUUAAUGUUUGUUAAUUCGAAUUUUGUAUGUUUGUAAAUAUUGUCAUUUGUAUGUCAGGUAUGUCUUGGUAACAAUCCAAUACUUGGAUUUUAAACUAUAAAUAAUCUGAUUUGAUUUGAUUAUAAUUUUGAUAUAUGUCACUUCAUUACAAAAUCUUAAUAGUCUGAUGUACGUCUUUUGGAAGUGAAAUGACGCGCUUUGUGCGACGGGUCAAUCGAAGUUGUGACUUGGUCACUAAAAUUGCAAUUGUAUCUCUAUUAUAAAUGAUCAACUUGCAAUGUAUUUACAUGUAUUGUUUUACUGUUAGUCGUGGUAUUAUUUACUCAUAAUAACAAUACUUUUGUUCCGCAGACACCUACGACUAGAUUAUAAAUAAGGUUGUAUUCGUGCUCAUUUUCAAGAUUUUUCAUCUUUUAGAAUAUUUUCACUAAAACUGUCAGAGUGCAGUAUAUAAAAAUAUGCAACCAGUUGUAUUAUUGUGAAAACGUUUUUUUUUUCAACCGUUCCAUGGGUGACAACUUUCUUUUUGAGAAGAGAAUACUUGACAAUGAGACAGCAAACCAUAGACUAACAAGCUGAAUAAAAAAAGACAGCUAAAGAUGAAAUUCAUAUAUUUGGCUUUAAUUUGUUAAAAUUUAAACAUUAAGCAAAAAUCAAAAUUAAAAUGUCUGGAAGUUUUACAAGUGUUGUAUGGGGCAUAAGAGACAUUGAUAGAAAAAGAAUAUACUUGAAAAAAGCUUUUUCGUUGAAUUCGCCAAUUGCUUGUAAAGUCACUAUUUUAAUUUUUGUCGAUAUGUUUAAUCCACAAUUUUCUACAUAAGAAAAUGCCUGUACCAAGUCAGGAAUAUGACAGUUGUUAUCCAUUCAUUUGAUGUGUUUGAGCUUUUGAUUUUGCCAUUUGCUUAGGGACUUUCCGUUUAGAAUUUUCCUCGGAGUUCGGUAUUUUUGUUAUUUCACUUUUUAGUGCUUAUUAUCUUAUGUUCGCAAGAUAUGGUAAUAGCCAUAUCAGAUUUAUGUCAAAUAAUUUUAUCAUAUUUUAGUUUUUAAAUGUGACAUACAAAAUAUGUUUUAGUAAUGUAUGCACAUUGGCAUAGACUUCUUUAGAGUAUGUCGACCUUUUGCAAUAUCUUUAAUUCCCCUUUCAAUUGCAUAUCUGUUUCGAAAUUUUGCGUGUGAUUACUUUUUGUCUGGCAAGACAAACACUUUUGAAUUUGAGGAUUUUCAUAUUUCAAAUGUGCCUGUUUUCUUUUUAUACAAGAGAUUUGUGUAAAUUCUGGUCUAUCUCAUUAUAAAAGACAGCAAUUCAAGCACAGCUUUUACAUACAUAGUAUUAAAUGGGUUAUAGCAUUUGAAAUAGAUAUAGAUAGUCAUACUAUUUAAAUCUAUGGUCGCUAUUAACAGUUUCGAUUUGUUCAUUAUAUAGCAUAUUUCAAAGCAGAAGGUAUGAUAAGUCCACUUUGUUGGUAACUUGAAUUCGGGAAUAAAAAAAAAUAUUUUAAAGCUUUCAAAAACUUACUUCAGAUAUAAAAAAGAAGAUGUGGUAUGACUGCCAAUGAGACAACUCUCCACAAGAGACCAAAUGACACAGAAAUUAACAACUAUAGGUAACCGUACGGCCUUCAACAAUGAGCAAAGCCCAUUCCGCACAGUCAGCUAUAAAAGGCCCGAAAUGACAAUGUAAAACAAUUCAAACGAGAAAACUAAUGGCCUAAUUUAUGUACAAAAAAUAAACGAAUAACAAAUAUGUAACACAUAAACAAACGACAACCACUGAAUUACACGCUCCUGACUUGGGACAAGCACAUACAUACAGAAUGUGGCGGGGUUAAACAUGUUAGCGGGAUCCCAACCCUCCCCCUAACCUGGGACAGUUGUGUAACACUACAACAUAAGAACGAACUAUAAAAAUCAGUUGACAGAGGCUUAACUCAUCAGAUGGAUAAAAAUACAAAUACUACAAAUACAAGUGGACGUGGCCGGGUAUUUUUGUACAUCCAAACAACAAAAAGACACUAAGUACAGAUCUGAGAGUACUCGCAGUACCUGGCAGCUAGUUCAAAGCCACUAACAACUAAUAAAAAAAGCAUGCAUCUAAGACUAAAUUAUCAAUCUUUACACAUCCAACAUCCAAUGGAUUUAGUGUAAAGACGUCAUAAACAGUCAGAGACAAACAUGACCUUGUGCAAUGCCAAGAUACAGGUAUCGACAGAUUGUAGAUCCAUGAAUGUGUAUAUGUAUAUAACAAUAAUAUUUAGUUUGCUUCAGAUGUCAGUAUUUUUGUCUUACAUAUUGGCAUUAAGGUUUCAAUACUGCCAAAAAUACCCAAAUAGCCUCGUUUUUAGAUCUUAUCGUGAACCAAUGCUUUCCCCAAAAAGAUCAUUUGCUACAAAAUGUUACAGUAGUUUAUAACGUUGUUUACACGUGUAAAAAUCUUUUUUGUGCAAGGCCGUAGCCUAUAUAUAUGUGUCCAAAAUCUAUCUGUAAAAUUGCCAUUUUAGAUCAGAUAUGUCAUUUUGGACAUGUUUAUGACAUCAUAGUCACAAUUGGCUCUAGCAAAUCAUGUUUGAUAGGCUUAAAUGAUUUAAAUUUUUGCAUUUUCGGGGUCAGACAAUGGCUUUUAUCAUUUCACCUUCAAAGUUUUAAUCAAAACUUUUUACUGGAUGUUGUAAUUAUAUAUAUGCUUUAUUUUUAUGUACUGUCUCAAAAUAUAUUUUUUUCACUUGAGAAUAAUUUACGUAUCAAGUAUUUACUACAAUUAUGUGCUGCUGGUUUUUAAGCAUUAUAUAUCAAAUCAGAAAUCUUAAAUUAACUCGCUUGCUAAACAACCCAAAACAAUUAUACACCAUUAACACGGAAUACCGAUUUCAGUGUGUACAUAUUCAUCUAACAUAUUUACGUGUCUCACAAUUUAACUUAAUAGACAUUUUUUACCGCGUUGCAUGAAGUUAAAAUUGUACUCUUGAAGAAUUAAUGCAGAUUUGGCCAGUUGAUUUUUGUAAAAUUUUCGAUGGAGGUAUUCAUUUUUAAGGAUUUUUCUAUAUCUCCAGGUGUACCUGGUAGUUUUCCGUAGUUCUGUUGGUUUUGUAGAUGUCGGUAAAUAUCAACAUUUUUUACUUUGUAGAUUUUUAAAUUACGACUAAUAACCAGGCCUUUAUAAUUGUUGACUUAUUUUAAAAUCUUUUUUAAACUAUAUUAGAGAUCUACUCAAGUAAAUGCUUUCCUUUUAAUACAAAUGGUCUAGAUACGCUAUGGGAGAGGUUGGUUUGCACGUUAAACUGAUCUUAACUGCCCCACAUGUUUAGGCCUGUACCAAGUCAAGCUAUUUAGACCAUGUGAUUGUUGUUGGUUGGCUUGAUCUGUUGUACUGUCUAAUAUUUUUUGUAAUUUCUGUUAUCCUUUUUGUAUAUUAUUCAUAUCUUUGCUUAUAAUUACUGUUCAAAACGCAUAUGUAACUCAUGUACAAUUGUUUUCCAUUAAUUAUUUUUUAUCUCAAUUUAAUCUAUUCUGAUUAUAACUGUACUGCAAAUCGUUGUGUGAAUUGAAUAUUGUUGUGUGUAUAUUUUCCGGUCAAAGUUAGCUAGCGUUGAAAUGGUCUAUCUCUAAUUCUGCUUAAAUGAAUUUUUGUUCUUAUAUCUCAAGAAUAAACAUAAUAAAAAGAUAACGGAGGUAAAAUAUGCAUAGGUCUAUAGCGUUCUACCUAUAUUUCAGUAUUUAUUUUGCAAAUUAAGUACUUUGAAAUAUCUUGGGAAAAUUGGACGUCACAACAUUAUUCGAUAUCCAAGCAAAAUGUUUGGCUCAAUCAUGAACCACAUAAAUCUUGUCACACUUUUUUGUAGAAAUCUGUUGAUUUAUAAUCAUAUUCUUUUGUAAUAAAAAAAACAUUACUUUAA